GAAGCAGAAGCGAUCCUGCUCGGCUCCAGCCCGCGUUGUUUUUCUCCAGUGUCGAUUCAGCCGCUCGGGAAGCUUGGUCGUCUGCAGAACACGCUUCAGAACUGCGGAGAAUGGAGGUCCGAGCGGCAGCGCGGGGCCGAGAAGCCGCCGGGCGGGUCGCGCUGUUGGCCGUGCUGCUGCCGCUGUGCUGCCGGGCGGCGCCGGAGCGGCUCCGCUACGCAAUCCCUGAAGAGCUGGGCAGGGGUUCACUGGUGGGAUCGCUGGCGCGGGACCUGGGGCUGAGCCCGGCCGAACUGCCGGCGCGUCAGCUGCGGAUUGUCUCCGGUGAUGAAAAGCGAUACUUCGUUCUUGAGGAAGAGAGUGGAAGCCUGCGUGUAAACGAGAGGAUAGAUCGGGAGGGCAUCUGCGGGGACGUGACGCCUUGUGUCUUUGGUUUGGAAACUGUCGUGGAAAACCCUUUCAAUAUAUAUCACGUGAGCAUUACUAUCCAGGAUAUCAAUGACAACGCGCCGCGCUUUGACAAAGAAAUUGUUGCUAUAGAAAUGAUCGAGUCCACUCCCCCCGGGACGAGGUUCCCUCUGGGCAGUGGCAGAGACCCCGACAUUGGAGUGAACUCGUUACAAAACUACCAACUUACCCCCAAUCCGCUCUUCUCCCUUGUAGUGAAGGAGAGUUCUGACGGGAGGAAACACGUGGAAUUGCUAUUGGAGAAAAACUUAGAUCGUGAAAAACAGAAAAGCCAUAAUUUGAUACUGACGGCAGUGGAUGGUGGGGAUCCAGUCCGAUCUGGAACGGCGCAGAUUAAAGUUGUUGUGACAGAUGCAAAUGAUAACGCACCAGUGUUCGACAAAGAGAUUUACAAGGUUCGAGUGCCAGAAAACCUUCCAGAAGGCUCCUUAGCUUUUCAGGUGAAAGCUACUGAUGGCGAUGAGGGUACAAACGCAGAAAUCACCUAUUCCUUCAAUGACAUCGCAAGCAGCGCUCACCAACUCUUCAGUCUGGACCCCAAGACAGGUGAUGUGAAGAUUAUCGGUCCCCUAGAUUAUGAAGAUGUGAAAUAUUAUGAAGUAACUGUUGAAGGCAAGGACGGAGGCGGGCUGAGUGCACACACCAAAGUGCACAUAGAAGUUAUAGACGUGAACGACAAUGCUCCAAGCCUUACCCUCCUGCCUAUUUUGAACCCGGUACCCGAGGAUUCAGUCCCGAGCACAGUCGUGGCCGUUAUUAACGUUCGUGACAGGGACAGCGGAGUAAACGGAGAAGUGACCUGUAAUCUUGACGGUGACUUGCCUUUCAAACUAGAAGCGUCAUCAGAGAGUACCUACAAACUUGUAAUUGAAAAUAGCCUGGACAGGGAGGAAGUUUCUGCUUACAACAUCACAAUCAUCGCCACGGACGGGGGCAGCCCGGCGCUGUCGAGCCGCGCGGAUCUGGCGCUGGAGGUGUCGGACGUGAACGACAACGCGCCGGUGUUCGAGGAGGCCGCCUACAGCGCCUACGUGCCCGAGAACAACGCGGCCGGAGAGCUGGUGCUGCGCGUGAGCGCGCGGGAUGCGGACGCGGGCGUCAACGGGCGCGUGAGCUACGCGCUGGCGGGCGGCGGCGCGGACGCGGCGUUCGUGUCGGUGCGGGCGGAGACGGGCGAGCUGUACGCGCAGCGCUCCUUCGACUACGAGCAGUGCCGCGAGUUCGCCGUGGAGGUGCGGGCGCGGGACGGCGGGACGCCGGCGCGCAGCGCGACGGCGACGGUGCGCGUCUUCGUGCUGGACCGCAACGACAACGCGCCGCGGGUGCUGUGGCCGGCGGCGGGCGGGGCGGAGGGCGGCGGCGCGGGCGCGGGGCCGUUCGAGGUGGUGCCGCGCUCGGCCGAGGCCGGCUACCUGGUGGCCAAGGUGGUGGCGGUGGACGCGGACGCGGGGCGCAACGCGUGGCUGUCGUACGAGCUGCUGCGGGCGCCGGAGCCGGCGCUGUUCCGCGUGGAGCCGCGCAGCGGCGAGGUGCGCACGGCGCGGGCCGUGUCGGAGCGGGACGCGGCCAAGCAGCGGCUGGUGGCCGUGGUGAAGGACCACGGGCAGCCGGCGCUGUCGGCCACGGCCACGCUGCACGUGGUGCUGGCCGAGAGCGUGCGGGACGCGCUGCCGGAGCUGGGCGAGGGCCCGGCGGCCGCCGACCCGCCGGCGGAGCUGCGCUUCUCGCUGGUGCUGGCACUGGCGCUGCUGUCGGCCGCGUUCCUGCUGAGCGCGGCCGUGACGCUGCUGGCGCGCCUGCGCCGGGCCGGGCCGCCCGCCGUCCUGCGCUGCCUGGGCGCACGGCGCUUGUCGGCGUCGGGCCCCGCCGUGCCGGCCGACUUCUGCGAGGGCACCUUGCCCUACUCCUACAACCUGUGCGUGGCGCCGGGUCGCGCCGUGGCCGAGGGCGCCUGGCUGCUGCCGCCUGCCUUGCAGCCCAGCGCGGCCGCCAAGGAGCCGCUCGGUGGGGAAACCUGCGGGAAGCGGAGCCCGAGCGACAGCGCCGGCCCUGGAGAGCCGCCCGACGACCUCUGCGCACCGCAGGUCAGUAAGCCCAUGAAACCCGUAUUUCUGAGUCUUUCUCAUCUCACGCUGACGGUCACGGGCCCUCGGUCUUCUUUUGUCUGUGUUGAGUGGAGCUGGUGGUUUUUGAUUGAGAGUGUGCAGGCAUCCUGUGGUGCUCCUUCCUAA
Molecule: messenger RNA, 2699 nt
Organism: Lagopus muta (rock ptarmigan)
Lineage: Eukaryota; Metazoa; Chordata; Aves; Galliformes; Phasianidae
Product: protocadherin gamma-B1-like
Exons: 1
Coding region: 111-2699 (862 amino acids)
Biological process (GO): homophilic cell-cell adhesion
Cellular component (GO): plasma membrane
Molecular function (GO): calcium ion binding
Source: RefSeq, a predicted model, not a curated record